UUCUGAUGAAAUCUUUUGGUCGUCGAGCCGCAACGAGGCCGCUGGCUGCCGCGCUCAACUUUGUGCCCUCAAAGUCGCUCUUCACAGCACUGCGACGGCUUUUGGACGACUAGGCGACGCCGAAAGUUCUGUUGUUGUUUUUGGUUGGUUGGUUGGUUUGUUUGUUCGUUCCGGGGACGGCCCUCGGCCGGCUGCUAAGCUAGCCGGCUAACUCCCGAGGGGCUCUCGGUCCGGUCGCUCGCCCGCCGAAGACGAGCAGCAUGACGCGGAUGUCGCCGUCCGGCGUCCCCGUUGUUGCGGCCCGUUCGUCCCCCGGCGUGCCGUCUGUCGAAACGAAGCCGAAACAGCAGCCCGACCUCGGCCGGGUCGCCGUCCGCUGCCGGCUCGCCCUCCGGGCGGAAUGAGCGCGUGUCUCCGUGCUGGACAUUUGACACUCGCGGAAACUUUUAGUGCCAAUUGGAGCCCGAGCGCGGACUCGAGCAGCUCCGACUUGCAGCUGAAAUCGGCCAGUCUUCAGUGUUGUUGGCCAUUUUGGGAAAACAUGUUUCAAAAUGUGAGUAGCGAGGGCCGGCUCCCGGCGGGCGCCCGGAGCUUGGCCUCCUCCGCGGCCGUCCUGAGCGCGUCCCCUGCCGGCCUCGUCGCUCAGGAAAGCUCGUGGCUCGGCCUGCUCUCCGUGCUGUCCAGGCCCGCCCUCUCCUUCCUCUCCAGAUAUCUUCCGGGCCUCGGCGGAACGUCCGACCGGCGGCCCGGCGGGGGGGAAGCGCCGGCCCGGGACCAGGGUGGUGAUCUUCUGCGCCGGCUGGACGCCGCCGAGUCCACGUUGGCCUGGCGGCUCGGCGAUCGCCGUCUGACCCAGUCGGCCUUCGACGUCCCCCCGCCGGAGCCCGGCCAGAACCCGGAGGCGUCUCCUUCCGGAUCCGUCGUCGCUCGGGACACGCGGUGGGGAGACCCGCCGUCGGCAGGUCCGUCAGGCGCCGCCGUCCCCGGUUCUGCUGACUCGGGAUGGGCGCGCGUGCUACUUUGUUCCCCGCAAAGGUCAAAGUUGACAAUAGAGCGGCAGAGCAGUGUUUUGUUCCCCGGCGACCCCACGGGAGAAAGCGCCGGAGCGAACCUCGACGGAGGCCCGCGCGGCGUCCGGAACCUCCGGGCCGGCUCCCGCCCGCCGCUGACGCCCGACCAGGACAACGGCUACUACAGCCUGGAGGAGGAGCACGGCCUCAAAGGUCACAAGGGUCACGUCGGGGCGCUCUGCGACACGCACGAAAAGCCUCGGGACCGUGCGAUACGGGACGGACUCUCUGAAAAGAUGGCGGACGGUCGCGCGACAGAGGAUGCGGUCCCUGACGAGACGGCGGCUGACGUGACGCGCGAGGAGAUGACGCAAGCUCACGCGACGCCCGCGGAGCCGGAGACGACGGGCCACGUGACGCCCGACGAGACGGCGGCGGCCCACGCGACCCGGGACAGACCCCCCGACGCGACGGUGCCGCCGCAGUGCCGUAACGUCAGCAUCGCCUUCAUCAUGGGCUGCCCGUGCAGCGACGACGACGACGACGACAACAGCCAAUCGGACGCCGACUCCGUCCGCGAGGACGACGGCUUCGACAGUUCGGCCUUGUCGGACCUCUCGUCCGAUUUGUCGUCGUCUGACGACGCAGACGAAGAGACGGCGCGUCUGUUGGCGUCGCUGAGUCGCCGCAACGACCCCUACAACCCUCAAAACUUCAGCGCCCGCCUACGCACGGGCCACGCGCCGCCCGCCCUCAGCCCCCCUGCCUCGUCCCCGCCCCCCUCGGGUCGGGACGCGAGGGCCGACUCCGACUCCGGCGGAGAGGCGGACGAGGUCGAAAGCCUCCUGGCGCUGGCGUCGUUGACCCCGCGCGACCGCUACAGUUUGCUCAACUUCCGGGCACCGCUCUCCACCGGAAAAGCGCCCCCGCGGUUGCCCGCCCGCCACGGACUGCACGGCGGCUUCUCGCAACCUUUGGCCUGUGCCAAAAAGGUCCGUUUCAGCGACGUGGUGGAGGAGUUUGUGAUCGCGCGGAGCGACGACGGCGGCGAGGCGGAGGACCGCCGGGGGCCGUGGGAGGAGCUGGCCCGCGACCGCGGCCGCUUCCUGCGGCGCUGCCGGGAGGCGGAGCUCAGCCUGGCGUACUGCCUGCAGCCCGAACAUCGGCGCCGGGCGUACCGACGCGUCCGCGCCGACGAGGCUCCGUCCCCUCCUCGAAAGGAACUCUGACGUUUGACGCCAAACUAAACGGCGUGAGGGUCCCGCACGAUCUUUGUUCCGAUUGAUUGAUUGAUCACGUGGCCGCCGGUCACGUGACACGUGCUCAAAAGUAUUCAGACGCCGUACGGACACGUUGUGUCGCACGUGCCAUCGGACGCUAAUAAAGGAGGCGAACCCUAACCCGGCCGAACGGCGUCGAGACGUUUGAUUGGCUGCCAGACGGGAAGUCAAGAAGGACUCGCGACGAGUGCGGGCUGGCUGUAUUUUCAACACAAAAUGCUUUUAUUUUUGUAGGGCAUGCGAUGACUUCCUGUUGUUUGCUCACGUGAUCAAUAAAUCAGUCAACUGGU
This is a messenger RNA of Phyllopteryx taeniolatus (common seadragon), 2580 nucleotides long. It is a transcript of the gene ppp1r15b, whose product is annotated as protein phosphatase 1 regulatory subunit 15B. Gene Ontology annotation, cellular component: protein phosphatase type 1 complex; endoplasmic reticulum. Lineage: Eukaryota; Metazoa; Chordata; Actinopteri; Syngnathiformes; Syngnathidae. Gene Ontology annotation, molecular function: protein phosphatase regulator activity. Gene Ontology annotation, biological process: response to endoplasmic reticulum stress. The record is from RefSeq and is a predicted model, not a curated record. The coding region runs from base 401 to 2239 and encodes 612 amino acids. The transcript is spliced from 2 exons.